CGCUGGCUUCGUCGCAUCAUAGACGGCAUCCACAGAUAGGACCUCGAGGUGGAGACCCGCGACUGCUCUCGACUCGGAUCCUCCUCGGCUUCCGGGGGGAUGCCGCCGCUCGGCUGCGUGUCUGCAUGCCACUCGCCCUGCUAGAAGAACCUCUUGGUCGGCCUGCUCUUGUUGCUCUUUUCCUCUGUCUUUUCCUGCACGAGUCUAGCUGGCUCCCUCUCAGUACCAUUCAUCAGACAGACACCAUCACUCUCUCACUUUAGCAAUGGAGGUCAAGCCCGUGGGAUCCUAUCCCGCCUCGGGCAUCGAUGUCCUCGUCGUCGGCACAGGGCUGGCUGGCCUGACGGUCGCCCUUGAAUGCAUCCGCAAAGGGCAUAGCGUCCGCGUCCUCGAGAGGAACGCCGACAUCAACACGGCCGGUGACAUGUACUUCAUGGGCCUCAGCGCGACGCGCUUUUUCAAGCACUGGCCCGAAAUGGCCAAGGAGUACGACCAAAUCUCAAUUCACAAUGCGUGGAUGGAGACGUUCAAGCACGAUGGCGAGCAGAUGAUUGCGCCGAAAAAGGUCGCUGAGCGCCUGCGUGCCGAAGGCCUCGAUCCCGACACGCCGCCCGGUACGUUUCAGAUGCGCCCGCUCGUGUACAAGAUGUUCGUCAACCAGGUCGAGCAGAUGGGCGUUAAAGUGAAGUUCCACCAGCGCGUCGUCGACUACUUUGAGGACGAGGAGAGCGGCCGCGCAAGUGUUGUUACGGACCGCGGCGAGCGCUACGAAGCCGACGUAGUCAUCGCGGCUGAUGGCGUGGGCUCCAAGUCUCAGCGCAUCGUUGGCGGCCAGGUGAAGGCCAUGUCGUCCGGCCGUGCCAUGUGGCGCGCGGCUUUCCCUCUUGAGGAACUUAACAAGAACCCAGAGGUCAAAGAAUUCUUCAAGAUGAUUCCCGGCGAGACGGGUCUCGAGCCUAUCGUGCGCACAUUCCUGGGGCCCGGAACGUACGCGCUCACGCUGACACGACCGGACACGAUGAUCUGGAUCAUGAACCACGACGUCACUGGCACGGAAAAGGAGAGCUGGAGCAACACGGUUGAGGCCGACGAGGUGCUCAAGGGCAUGGACGAGGUGCCGGGACCCAAGAAGUGGGCGCCCAUUUUCAAAGACCUGGUGCGCUUGACACCACCCAAGACGAUCAUUAACUUUGAGCUGCUGUGGCGCAACCCGCAGCCGAGUUGGACUUCGCCGGGCGCACGCAUCAUCCAGAUCGGCGAUGCGGCGCACAGCUUCCUGCCCGCUUCAGGCAACGGCGCGACACAAGCCAUUGAGGAUGCCGUGACUGUGGCGUCGUGCCUGCAUCUGGCUGGGUCGCGCGAGGGCGUGCCCGAGGCCGUACGCGCUCACGCUCGCAUUCGCUUCACACGCAACGCCUGCGCCCAGAAGCUUGGCUUCUCCAACGCCGAGCUGCUCCAGGACACGGAUUGGAGCAAGGUCAAAAUCGAGCCCCGUCGCGCCGCACCCAAGAUGCCCCGCUGGGUCUUUGACCACGACCCCGAGGCCUAUGCGCACGCCAACUACAAGGCUGUCGUCGACGGCAUGAAGCGCGGCAUCCGUUUCGAUGAGGAUGAGAACAUUCCGCCCAACUUCCCGCCUGGGUACCGCUACGAGCCGUGGAACAUUGAGACCAUCAUGAGCGAUAUGCGCGUUGGGAAGCCAAUUGACCUGGGGCCCGGCAACUGGGAUUAGACUGGUUUAGCGAUGGGCGCGCCUUGCUUUUUCCAUUGCAGCAACAACAAUGUACUACCCAGGUACGCGUACUCUGCUGAUGGUCAAUCUUGCAAUAAAGUCGUUUUUUAGGUGCAACUAUCGCCCGAGAGUCGACGUGAUGUGAACCGCCGGGCGAUCAGCAAGUCAGCAGCCAUCCAUUUGUAGCAUGCCACGCGGCGCCCCACCCCCGGCUG
Messenger RNA from Aplosporella prunicola CBS 121167, 1947 nucleotides. RefSeq lists its product as uncharacterized. NCBI's taxonomy places the organism in Eukaryota, Fungi, Ascomycota, Dothideomycetes, Botryosphaeriales, Aplosporellaceae. Gene Ontology annotation, biological process: secondary metabolite biosynthetic process. The transcript has 3 exons. The coding region runs from base 266 to 1732 and encodes 488 amino acids. The record is from RefSeq and is a predicted model, not a curated record. Gene Ontology annotation, molecular function: monooxygenase activity; FAD binding.